GAUAUGUUAUCGCCAGUACCAGUCCAGCCGCCGUCACGGUUGGACGUAUGUCUAAAUGGGCGAACUGCAAUACCCAGGGGCUCCAAGCGUUGCUGAUGACGAGAGACAGUACAGAGCGCCUUUCCGUAGGGCGCCUCAGUACAGGUGGCCCGCGCCACAGGCACCUCAGCCCUCGGCCUUUGCCCCGUGGAGACGGGCACCGGCACCGCCACGGCCUCCGGACUACCGUAGAAGUGCAUCUUACCCUGGAAAACCUGAUGAGACGUACCAAGAAAGAAGCGGUUUAGACAAUAUGCGGUCGUUAGAACAUUACUUAACGGAUAUAAUGAGAGCCGACACUUCAGAACACAUGAAAGGCAAGUCGCCGUUCUUCCCCGGCGUGGAGGAGGCGGCAGUUGCGGGGGGCGCGGCCGGCGCGGGCUCGCCCUCCGUGCCCGACCAGGCACAGGAUGUGGUCUCUAGGCUCUCGGCUGCCGGUCUGUCAAUGUGCGUGAGCGCGCUCGGCUCUCCGGCCCGGUCGUCGCCCGUGUCGGCCGGCUCCGAGCACGGAGAGCGAUUCAGCCGAAAGGUGUUCGUCGGCGGAUUGCCACCAGACAUCGAUGAGGAUGAGAUUACGUCAUCAUUCCGUCGCUUCGGGCCGCUCGUCGUGGACUGGCCCCACAAAGCGGAGAGCAAGAGUUAUUUCCCGCCCAAGGGUUACGCGUUUCUACUGUUUCAGGACGAGAGCUCGGUAGCGGCUCUAAUGGAGGCCUGUAUAACGGACGACGACAAGUUGUACUUGUGCGUGUCGUCGCCCACGAUCCGCGACAAGCCCGUGCAGAUCCGGCCGUGGAGGCUCGCGGACGCGGACUUUGUGCUGGACGCCAGCAUGCCGCUCGACCCUCGGAAGACCGUGUUUGUGGGGGGAGUGCCGCGCCCGCUGAAGGCUGUGGAGCUGGCGAUGAUAAUGGACCGGUUCUACGGUGGCGUCUGCUACGCCGGCAUCGACACUGACCCCGAGCUCAAGUACCCUAAGGGCGCGGGUCGCGUGGCGUUCUCCAACCAGCAGUCGUACAUCGCGGCCAUCUCCGCGCGCUUCGUGCAGCUGCAACACGGGGACAUUGACAAGCGGGUCGAGGUGAAGCCGUACGUGUUGGACGACCAGAUGUGUGACGAGUGCGCCGGCGCACGCUGCGGAUCCAAGUUCGCGCCGUUCUUCUGCGCCAACGUCACCUGUCUGCAGUACUACUGCGAGCACUGCUGGGCCACGAUCCACUCCCGUCCCGGGCGCGAGUUCCACAAGCCGCUCGUGAAGGAAGGAGCCGACCGACCGCGCGCCGUGCCCUUCCGAUGGUAUAACGCACUAGGCAGCAGCAAGCAGCAAGCCGCCCACCCAUCUUUAUCCAAACCGGAGGCGGCAGCCAGGCUGUUUUAGCCUCACCUUGUCUACGACGUACCAGAAUGACUGCUGGCUUCUACAGACUGCUGUCUAGUGCGGUAUCUAAGUAAUUACACCGAGUACUCCUGCCCACAUUUUACCGUUAAGGUAAAAAAUACUAGCAUUAACUAAUACUAGACUAGUUUUUGAACAUGCACCAACUGGCUAAGAUUUUUAACGAUGGCAACCAUUCACAUUUUAUAUCCAUAUGUGAAAAGUAUUAUCCUCAGCUAGAAACGGACAUUAAACGCGUUUGUUAUCUAUGAACAUCGAUUAGUGGGCAAUCGAUUUGUAAAUCGAUUGUUAAUCGAAUACGUUGCAGCUGAUUUUAAUCAUAAGUGCUAUAAAAUAGAAGCAAUCUAGUAGGUAACUAAUUUUUUGAUUAUUAUAUUAGUGUGAAUUAUCGAUUCAAUACUGUCCUUGUGUCAGACUGCAAUGUAUACGAUUAUCGAUUACGUCCGAGACCUUUAGUAUCGAUUUAUUUAACAAUCGAUGUUCAUUGAUUACUUUUCUGACGAUUAACGGCGCUUUGGCGUCUAUUAAAUUUAAAUAAAUUGCAACAUUAUCCAAUGUUUAAUGUUAAGCAAAAUAUUUUAGAUUGGAAGUACAAUGCGUAUAAUGUGGGGCUUGCCUUUGCAAGAACUACCAGUUUGAAGUAUUUGUAACUGUUUCGAGACGAUAAACUUUGGUUUAAAGCGCUUUCGAAUUACUUUAGGAAAUAGGUAGAUAAUUAACACUCUCAGAAUGCAGCGAACGUCUCGUGUUUGGCAAAAGUUUGACAGUUAAAUACGUUACAAAUAUUCCAAAAUUGUUGCCAAUUCAAAAAACGUGGUACGAUUGGUAGUUUUCGCAAAGGCGAGCGGUUUUUGACAGAAAUAGAUUCGAUUUAAGCAAAAUAUGUAUUCCAAAGUUAGCUAGAUGUCCGUUGUCGUUUGUGGAUAGUUAAGGUCUAUCUGUCACGAGGUGACGCAUUCGCGACUUGUCGCACGACAAUCGCAUUUGUGUACGCUCACUUAUCGUAAGAUACUAAGCGUAAGACAUAAGUGGAAUGUCUAAUUUUUUGAAAAUAACUGUACCUGUGUAGCUAGUGACAAUUUCCUCAUGUUUUUUCCUUUAUUUUACAUUUGAUUAUAAUUCUGACUUGGAUAUUGUUGCGGUUGUGUUGUCCCGUUCACGGUUGCGACUGGCGACUAACAGAUGUCGUUUUCUACGGUUCUUUUAGAACUACUUUUGUCUGAACUUCAACAAAGAGCGGGUUCGGUUGUCUGACGUUGCACACGACCUUUCUUCAAUCAUUCCCUUUUAUUCCUACGAUACUUGGCAUGCAACGUAAUGUCAUGGAGGAGACUUGUCCAGUUUCUAUCUCCUUGAUACUUCGCCCGCUCUAGAACGUGGACAGCUAUAUAAAAGGCUAAAGGCUCGUUUGAUUUCGACAAUGGGAGGCGGUAGGGACACGUUUUUAGUACAAAACUUAACGAAACGGUUACCAAUUUGGCUGUAGUGUUUCUUGCAAGUCGUGGGGAGAGAGCCGAGCGGCGUCGCGACGCGAGCGGUGUUCAUGAGAUAGUAGUCACAGAAUAGUAGACAUUUUCAAAACUAGCUUCGACUUUACCCAUCUUACAUGAACGUUCGCGCUCUCCAACAUCCCCACACGUUAUUAUUUUUAGCGUUAAAAAGUAAUAUAUUAAAAAAAAAACUAUUUUUUUGAAUUCGCCGGGGUAGUGCAAUAGAAGGUAGCAUAGUAUCUAAUUAUGAACUUCGCUAGCGACCUCUCGAGGUACGGUAGUGAGUCUCUAAAGUAUUUAAGAUUAUAUUAACCUUUAUAAACCUAGUGUAUAUAGGAAGGUUUCAGUUUUUGCCUUCGCGCUCGUUCACUUGGGAUUGAGAUGGACUAAAUUUUAAGCAAUGACUGCGUUUACUGCUCCCAAGUAAUUAUACUUUGACUCGUGGCUCUUAAACACUAAUCACUGUUUGUGAUAGUUAUUUUACAUCUGUUUUUCAUGGCUCUGUUCUCUAUUUCGCCAUUUUAUAAACAGUGAUACGUUUCCACCUCAAAAUAUUUGCUUGAAAGUAGUAAACGCUAUCGAUCUUAGCACCGAUGUUUAAUUUGUGUCGUGUAUGUCCGCGGAUGGACCGAUGAUAUAAUUAUUCAUUACUAUUGAAACUUGAAACGUUUUGGAAUUGUUUGCGUUGAAUAACAUCUUUAAUCUUAGAAGGAAAUGUUUACCGGUGGGUUGGACCGAGCAUUGUGCCUUGUGGAACACCAUGACUAAAUUGGAAGGUUUAAGUAUAGCUUUGAAGGGAAAGUUGGCUGGUUAAGAUCAGAAUAGUGCUUACAGAUACAACGCUCGAUUUCAAAACGUUUUCAUAAGUCGGAAGUCUGUUUAUACUUGGUUUUGGCUGCAUUAUUCGGUCAAACGCUAGAGACAGUGUUAUAUAUACAGUCUUAUUAUUUCAGCGCUACAGCUUUCCAAUGUUACUUUUGACCAAAAACAAUGUACAAACCUAAGUAUAACGGAGUCAAGUCAAAAUUUUUCGAAUGUUUUUUCAGAGUAACGUGUACUUAAAUCUUAAAGUAUAAAACAACGGAUACACACUGUAUGGAGAUAGAUAACGUAUCCCGAAAGACCACGGAAAUAAAAUAGACUGUAGUAAAAAGACUUGCGCGGAUUUUUUGAUAAUUUUUUUCAUUAUUUCGAUGAGGUUUUUUCGUGUUGUGUGGUACCUUUUUUCGAAAAUUAUCAUGAGGCUUGAUAGUGCCUUGUUGUGGCGUAUGAGUUUGGUGUACCCCUCCCGAUGUAGCUCGAAUACCAGAGGUCUCGUUGCUGACCUCCGAUUGGGUCGUUCCACUGUUCCUUGUGACGAGUCAAAAUUAUUAUCGUCGUUUUUCCCCCCUCUGGCUCGUAUUUCCAUCGAGAUAUGUGCCAGGUUUACUCCUAAAUUCCCCUAUUUUUAUUGUUCAUGAUGCGGCCGGGGAAGGCUGGCCCGCACCUAAACGUUAAGUAGGUACAAUUUGUAUUAAUAGUAGAAGCGUUUUAGUAAAAAUUUGCCAUAUAGACGCGUUGCGACACUUUUUAUGUCGAUGGAAAAUGUUCAAGUAUUAAUCAAUUAAUGUAGACAAAAUAUUUGAAAGGGAAAUAAUAGUAAUAUUAUAUUUUUCUUAGAAUUUAGAUAUCUAUGUAUAGUAUUUCGAUAUAAAAAGUCUCAUGACGCGGACAGAAUUUAUAAGUCAUACGCGACCGUGUGCAAAUCUCUUAUUACGUUCGAGUCCGGCCUAGAAGUGGGGAGGCACCAGUUUGUUAAUACUAUUGUUAUAUCGCUCUGUGAUCUUACUUGCAAAUAUUUAAAUCAUUUUAGAUUAACUGGCCUCUCGAUCCAUUUCUAGACAAGCCUCGGACCUAUUAGUAAAUUGAUAGUUUCAGUAUAAUAAAUAGCAAAUGCGAAUACAAUUUCUCUAAAUAAAAAUAGAAGUUUCCUAGAAAAAUAUUUAAAGACACGCCUUGAUCGCCCCGAACACCUUAUAUAGGAACCAUUUUCACUCGCGCACUUUGUAUCAUUCAUUCAUUUUUAUCGACUGAUUUUCGUUUUGUACUGCAUUUUCAAAUUUGGUAGUUUUUCAACGAUUUUGUGGCAACACUUUAGAAAAAGAAAUUUUUGUUUGUAUCGUUUUGAUUCUGCGUCGGUGCGUUGAGUUUAGACUUUACGAAAAAUUUUAUUUUUAUCUUUUUCUUUGUGAUUUUCGUACACUCGUUCGAUGUUUUUGGUGGUUCUUUUUCAUGAAAUUGCUCAAUGGUUUUUUUGUAAAAUUGUUUAGUACUCCCUACCCCCCUAGUUGAAGUUAGUAUGGCGGGCGAUGGUUGAAUGUAUGGUCGCACUGUCCCAUUUUGUAUUUUUGUAUUUUUAUAAUAAAAAAAACGUAAAUAAUGUGAAUUCGGAUGUGAUUUUUUUACUUUACGCGCAACGUUGUAGUGAAAAACGCUUGGGUUAAGGAAAUUUUAUUAAUUAAAUUAAAACAGAUCUUCAAGCGGACUUGUCGAGGAUCCCUUUGAACGCUGGAAUAAAAUCUAUGAAAAGAAAAUUAAACAGCACGUUUUAUAUUAAACUGUGUUGAAAUAAAAUCAUUUGACGAGAAACAAAUUGAAGCGACUGUAAUCGAUUGAAUUGCUUUUAUAACAAGUUUGUAUUGGAAAAGUUAAUCAUUUACGAUGAGUCUAUAUUUUGUAUGAAGUGCGUUCAGUAUACCUUGAAGAUCUGUUGGACCCAGCGGUAAAACUUAAUAAUUGGUGUUAGAAUAAACCGAGGUGUGUUUGGGAUAUGUGGUCUGCCUGCGAGCGGUGGGCUAGAUUUGCACUAUGCCUAGGGCUUUGUGACGAUUGUACCGUCAUGUGUCGCUGGUCGCCGGCUGCAUUGUAAACUAGGCGCCUCUGCUCCUCUGUGUCCCUCCAUCCUCUUGCCACUUGGUACUCGCAAACACAAGGACCUCUCUCCAUUCUCUCCCCAAGACAGAGACGUAGUUUACAAUAUCCGACUGUGUGUGACCAGCCGAACGCUUUUCUGCCAAUCGGUAGGAUGCGAUGAUUUUUAGUAUCUAAUUUUGCUAUUUGGUUGAAUGAAUAUAUCGCGCGGGGGAAAGUUUCAAUUCGUCCUCGUACUUUAUUAUUAUUAUUGUUUUCUCUUGAGGUUUUUAUAACCUAUUUUCGCUUGUCUGUUGUAGUUGUUGAUGUCGCCUCGCAUUAUUUUAGUUUUGACUGUCGUUUAGUUUGUUACUCUGUGGCCACUCUGCCCCAAUGACGCGGCAGUCGUAUGCAGGCUAGUUUGGCGAGUUAGUUGGCACUAGAGGUAAUGUUAGUUAAUGUAUGGUUCGUAGAGUGUUUAGGCCGCGUCACUGCGGCAGUCCGCCACGGCAAUCGUCUACUUUUGAUGGCAUGUAGCGUUUGAAAAUGAAAAUAUUUUUUAGUUGAUUUGGAGUGUGGUUUAGUUUGUUGAGGCGGGGCGGCCGUGUUCUCGCACGUACCUUUAGUCGCUAGUUUGUAGUGUUGUUUUGUCGGCGCCGCGGCCGUCGCUGAGCGGCCCUCGUUCACGUUUGUACGUUGUCUGUUUUUUCUAUGGACGGGUGUGCUGUUCUCAUUAAUUUUAGAUCGUAAUUUUGUCGUUUGCAUAUCACUGCGUGCGGUCACAGCAGGGGGGCGUCGCGGUGUCAUUCUUAUACAUUUUUUGACGUGAAAUUUGUAUCUUUAUAAAUGAAUUGUUGUUGUUGAUCGAUGUAUCGUCCCCCACGUUACUCCGAGUGAGUUUCGCACUUCACAUGCAUGUACAUAGGAGUUAGGUGAAACAAGUUUUUUAAAAAAUCCGCAAUGAGAAUGUUUUUUACGAUUAUGUCGGUGGCGGAACAGAGUUAGUAAAAAUUUUUUCGUCUUAGCGCCGCCCGCAUCGGCCGGGCGGGUUUUGUAAAUUCUUGUGCUAGAAUUUUUAGUGAAAUUAAAGAAUAGCAAAGAGUAGCGCAAUUUAAACUAACCUAGUUGAGUCUAAUAAUGUACCUAAUAUCUUGUACCAUUGCUAGGACAAUAUUAUUGUGUUUUUUAAAUUAUAAAAAAUGAUUGCACCGUUUUAUCUUCUGGUGUUUUUUCACUGUUUGUAUAAUUUAAACUAUAUCGAAAGUUGCGGUGGAUCUAAAUUUAUUUUUUUAAAUAGUAUUUUCAAAGUUCAGUGGACUCUUGUUCAGAUAAUUCGAGUGCGAGGACACUGGGGGCUUCGCAAACAAUUAGAAACUUUACCAUUAUUAUAAUACGGGACUUCAUUCUAGACAAAUGUAGCUAUAAGGUUGAGUAAAAUGUGAAGUCUCUUAGCAGUUAUUUAUACCUUUUAAUACUUGUUUGCAUUUCCCCAGUGUCCGCGCAUUACUUCGUGUCUGUGCCUCAAAAAACAAAAAAAAAACUACCAAAAAUUGCCACUCGUAAAAUUUAUUAUCUAUUUAGUAGAAAUAAUAUUUCCUCUUUAAAUAAAUGUUUUUCUGAUGCACAGAAACGAUUAUCUUUGGAGUCCAUAAUUAUAAUUUAAAUUGAUUUAAAAUAAGAUUUAUAUAUUUUUAUAUGCAGUUGUUUCAUUCAUUGUUAUAUAAAAUCAAUUUUGUUGAUACAUUAAUAUGAUACUAAACCAAUUUGAUUUGCCAAGCGUUGCGUUUGGUGCCUUUGGGUCUAAUGUGUGUUCUGUAAGCGUUCUAAGAUACCUAGUGACAGCUUUAGUGAGAGAUAAUUAAGAUUAAUUUUUAAGCUUUCUUUUUAGAAUUAAGUACAUUUUCUAAACGACUGUGCGGUGACGGUGAAGUGGAAUAUGGGUUUUGAUGACAGUAUAAAGUUGAAUAUUAGGCAUCUUUGGUGUAUUUUUAGCAGUUUGGUCCCAUAUUAGGGCUUCACCCUCGCCCCCAUGAGCACCAAUGGCACCAGACUACGUGCCCCUUGUGUUGGACACGACACUCGCUUAGUCUUUGAUUCACACCCGUGACUUACUUUACGACUAUUGUGAGAUAUUAAAAUGAAUUUGAAACUUUCUCCUUGUGUUUGUAUUGUAGUUUUGCUUUCUGGGGUAGUGCAAUGUUUGCCUUUGUUGCGGGGGUGGGGAUUGUGGCUUGCAGUUUUGCAAAAUGACAAAAAAUACCAGAAAAUAAACAUCUGGUCCUUGAAAAGAGCCUCUAUUUUGCAUCAUGACAGUUUCAUGCAAUAUUCAUUUCUUGACAAGUGACAGUACCUAUCUAAUGACAGACGUAAAGGGUUUUCAAAAGGAAUACGUCAGUUUUGACUUUGAUCUUGACGGUUCCAACUGCAAAGCACAGUGUCCACUACCCAAGUAUGUCACAGAUUUAUUUUUGUAAGUACAUAUUUUUUAUUAGCUACUUCCUUCUAGUUUCGACCAAAGACAGUAUGCGGCCCAAAGUUACCUACCAAAAAGACAUAAUUGAUUCCUAUUUUUUACUUAAUUCCGUUUAAAUGAAAGUCGCUUUUUGUAAACAUUUUUUUUUAAUCACCCGCUUGUUUUGAUGUAUUUUUGAUGUUAUUCCUAUUUAUUUUUUACCAAUUUUUUGUAUAACUUUUUUAUCGAUUAGUAGUUUAUAAUCACUAGUAGUGUAGUGUUACAUUUUUUCAGUAUUUUUUUUCGAGUUUUUUUCUAUUAUUAUAGGUAAUUUUACACAGAUUAGUAUAAGCUUUCAGCGAAUAUAAAGUUUUUGCACGUUGGCCGUAAAAUAAGAUAUAUUUAUGUAUAUUUAACUUGAAAUAAAUAGAAAAAAAUGUAAAAAAAUCUGUUUGAAUAUCGCAAAUUAGAUUGAAAUUUCUAAAAAAACGGAGCUUUAUUGGUUUUUUCCUUUUUUUCUAUUAUAAAUAAAAUGUAUUACGAUUUUUUAUAUAUUUGUAUUUAUGUAAAAACUACAUAAUUAUUGUAGAUAAGUAGUUUUGGAUUUACCUGCGUUUUUCCUUAUUUUAAGAGUGAUUUUUUAAUUUUAUUUUGUUGUUUGAUAGUAUUACUUAGUGUUACGUUUAUUGGGGACUGCGUUGAAACGUAUCUGUUUAUUAAUUUGACUUUAGUUAGAGAAUUUAUUCACGAAAAAUGUAAUGUUCCUAACUUUAUUGUAUUGUAUGUAUUUAUAUCAUGUAAUAUUAAAAUAUUUCAUAUGGUUAUAGCGAUAAGAAUAUGUUCAUAAUUGUUUUUCGAAUAUAAUAACGAUUAAAGUAAUUCAUUAAUAAUAUUUAUUCCUAUUCUAUUAUAUAAGUACUUAAUUUCGGUUUUUUAUUAUUAAAUCUGUAAAAUUCGUGUGUAGAUAAGUCAGAAACUGAAGUCAAAUUAACAAAUAAUGUUUGGUGUAUGCAAGAUUACUCGAGUCCCCGGUAAACCAGUAGGUAUUGUUUAAAAACUGAAAUACUUGAAUUUUUAUAUGAAUUUUAUUAAUAUAAUAUGGUAUUUUACUAAAUAUUAGUCCAAUAUUAAAUCUUUAAA
Messenger RNA from Spodoptera frugiperda (fall armyworm), 9403 nucleotides. It is a transcript of the gene orb2, whose product is annotated as translational regulator orb2. The record is from RefSeq and is a predicted model, not a curated record. Gene Ontology annotation, biological process: negative regulation of cytoplasmic translation. Lineage: Eukaryota; Metazoa; Arthropoda; Insecta; Lepidoptera; Noctuidae. Gene Ontology annotation, molecular function: ribosome binding; mRNA 3'-UTR binding; mRNA regulatory element binding translation repressor activity. Gene Ontology annotation, cellular component: nucleus; cytoplasm; neuron projection. The transcript is spliced from 11 exons. The coding region runs from base 56 to 1414 and encodes 452 amino acids.